CGGACUGUAAGGUUGCCGUCGACGGAAAAAGGUGCCGUUAUCGCUUUCUUUUGCAACAAUUCACAGUUUUAUGACUUUUAUCGACCCUUCGUCCCUUCAUUCUUAACCCCAGUCCCCACCCCUGCCGUGCUCCUCCGCAUACGCUAUAGUCUACAGUUUACACAGAUAUGGCUAGGGAAAACAGCUGUUUGGCACGCGUCGCCGCAGGGGCGGCAGUCGGCGGUGCUGUUGGUGGCGCUGUAGGUGCUGUAUGGGGAACUUUUGAGGCUAUUAGAUACAAGGUUCCUGGGCUUUUGAAAAUCAGGCACAUUGGACAGACAACUGUCGGCAGUGCAGCAAUCUUUGGUCUUUUCCUGGGGGCAGGAAGCUUGAUACACUGUGGAAAGUCUUACUAGGCCUUUAUAAGUAGUUUAUGGUCAGGGAAAUGAACCACAUGCAUGGAUGGUUUGUAGUGUUCAAACAUUUUAUGCUGAAAAUGACUCUUGUCCUACUGAGGAUUGUUUUUCCAGUAUAGUUAGACUGCUGAAUUAUGGAUAUAAUUGAAGGAUAUGUUAUUUUGAUUUUCUUCAAUAAAAAUUUCUGUGAAGA
Messenger RNA from Cuscuta campestris, 588 nucleotides. NCBI's taxonomy places the organism in Eukaryota, Viridiplantae, Streptophyta, Magnoliopsida, Solanales, Convolvulaceae. The record is from the annotation of a GenBank genome assembly.